Molecule: messenger RNA, 924 nt
Organism: Rotaria sp. Silwood1
Lineage: Eukaryota; Metazoa; Rotifera; Eurotatoria; Philodinida; Philodinidae
Source: the annotation of a GenBank genome assembly
AUGAAUGUAGUUGAUGCAUUUGUUUGUUUUCAUCCUGUGUCAAUGUGUGAAUUAUAUAUGCAAUUUAAUCGAAGUAUUAUUAUUAUUUCAUCAACACGUUAUGAACUUUCAAGAUUUGAACCUGAACAAUGGAAGAAAUUAAACGAAAAUUUGAAAAAAAUUUCUCAAGAUCCAAAAAAUAUUAUAGCUGCAAAUAAUUUAUAUGAUGCAGAAUAUAUUCGUUAUUUCACUGGUAUAAAUGUUACACUUUUACCCAGCUUUUGUAAUUAUACAAAUAGUGAUUAUAAUCCGACACGCGAAGAAUUUUUACUUGCUCCUAUUCAUGCAUCGUAUUUUGAUGCAUUAUUUAAAAAACUACUUAAAAAUUCUUUAGAUCAAUAUCAAAAACAUAAAAUUAAAAUUAUACCGAUUAGAAGUAUUUAUCGUAAUUACAAAUAUUCUGAUUUGACUAAUCAUCCAGCUAUUAUUCAUGUGCCUUAUCAAGUUUCAAUAAUGAGUCUAUUUGAACAAUAUCGAAUGAAUAUUCCACUUCUAUUUCCAUCACUUGAUCUUUUGACUAAAUGGCAUUAUGAAUAUGGUGUUGUCAAUGAAAAAACUUGGGAUCAAAUUUUAGAUGGAGUAAGACCAAAACGUUCUCGUAUUAAAGGUAUUUUAACGAAUGUACCCGAUCCAAAUAGUGAUUUGGAUCGUACAGCAAUUCGAUAUUGGUUAAAUUUCUCAGAUUAUUAUCAAUGGCCACAUAUUAUAUAUUACGAAUCGGUUGAGGAUCUUAUUGAAAAACUGACUUCGACAGAUUUUAGAAUGAUUAGUAAAAAAAUGAAGGAAUAUAACAAACAAGUUGGAACGACUUUAUUGGAGAAAUGGAAACAUAUAUUGAAUACUAUAAAGCAAUAUUCAAGAAAAUUUCAUCAAUUUGACUCUUGA